AUGGUGCAUUUCAGAGCUGGUAACUUUCACACUCAUAUUGCCUCGUGCACCGGGAAAUCUGCCGGGAUCCACAGGAACACAGCUGGUUUUAGCGUCAAGAAGCGCAACAAUCGGGUGCAAGAUGCCCCGAUGGAUUUCAAUCCUCCUGAUCCGGAUGGACGUGUGCGAUGUAAACUCUGCGAGCGAGCUUUCUCGCAAGAUCGGAUCUCGAAGCACCAAUCCGUCUGCCACGGUAAGCCUCGCUUGAAAGAGAAUCGCAAACCCAAGCAGCGAUCUGAAAUGCCAGCUCAACUGGAGUAA
Molecule: messenger RNA, 300 nt
Organism: Phytophthora infestans T30-4
Lineage: Eukaryota; Oomycota; Peronosporomycetes; Peronosporales; Peronosporaceae
Exons: 2
Coding region: 1-300 (99 amino acids)
Source: RefSeq, a predicted model, not a curated record